UUUGUAAUGAAUUUUUUGAGGCUUGAAAAAUGAUAUUUAUACGGUCCCAUUUCUUUGCAAAUUUUUAUUAUUUUCGUAAUAUUAUUUAUUAAUAUUACUCUAUAUUAUAUUGAAAAUGAAUUUUCAUGUAAAAAUCUUAUUAUGGUGCUUAACUCUCUUCAUAUUUAUACAGUAUUCGGAAUGUUUUUAUUGGUUUAAAAUAGAGAGACAUAUGGGAACGAAGACCUUGCCAGUUAUAUUUACUGAUAAGGCGAAUCCGAUUAAAAUACCUGAUAAAUGUGAAUUACAGCAAUUAUACCUUGUUUCUAGACAUGGAACUCGCUAUCCUACUGAUGGGGAUAUAAAUAAAUUCAUCGAAUUAGAAAAAGUUUUUAAGAAUGUUUCAUACGCAAAAGAAUGGUAUGAAAAUCCAUUUCCAUUAUUAAAACAAGGGUUAUUAACUUCAAGAGGUGAAAAAGAACUUUACUUUAUGGGAAAAAGAUCAAAAAAACGUUAUAAUAAAUUUUGGAAUAAGAUAUUACCUUAUGAUCCAAAUAUUAUUAAUUUUCAAAGUUCCGCUGUUUCAAGAACUGGUAUAUCCGGAUUUGCAUAUUCUCUUGGAUUACUUAACGGAGAAGGAACUUUAGGAAUAGAUAACAGUCAAUCAGUUUACAUCUCUUCUAUUCCAGUUAAACAAGAUGAAGAAUUAGCAAUGCAUCAAGCAUGUCCACGAUGGGCAGAAACAGUAGAUAAAAAUAAUACAAUUCUUGAACAACAAAAAACUGAAUUCACUACAAAUUAUAUGACAGAAAUUUCUCAACGUAUAACAAAAUCAUUUAACAUUACACCAGAACUAUUGCCUAAACAUGCAGAUUCCAUUUACAGAGCAUGUGCAUUUGCUAUAGCAUUUUUUGGUAAAACAAAUACUUGGUGUUCAUUAUUUAAUAAAAAUGAAAUAUUGGAAUUAGAAUAUUUUAAUGAUUUAGUAGACUAUUAUUCAUUUUCUUAUGGUAGUAAAUUAAAUGAAGAAUUGGGUUGUUCAUUAAUUAGUAAUAUUAUUAAGAAUAUAGAAGAUUAUUCAAAUGGUAAUUCUACUUUAAAGGCUGAUUUAAAAUUUGCUCAUGCUGAAACUCUUCGAUUCCUUGCAACAACUUUAGGACUAUUUAAAGAUCAAACCCCAUUAACUGUUGAUACACUUCCUGAAAAACUCUUGAAUAGAAAAUUUAAAGAUUCAACUCAAUUAUAUUUUUCAUCAAAUAUGUAUUUUGAAGUUUAUACUUGCGCUGAAAGGAAUGAACGCACUACCACUUAUAUCCGUACAUUACUUAAUGAAGAACCUAUUAUCAUACCGGGAUGUGAUUCGAAAUAUUGUGAAUUGAGUAAAUUUAAGGAAUUAUUGGGUGAUAAAUUAAAUUGUAAUUUCAAAAAAAUUUGUGAAUUGUGAAUUUUAAUAGAAACAAGAUAAGAAAAGAAAAAAUUUUAGUUAAAAGAUGAAUUUAAGAAUCAAUUAAAUUAGAUUUGUACGUAUAAUGAAUAUAUCUGUUCAAUACAUAUGUACAUUAUUAUUAAGAAGUUUCAUUCGG
Molecule: messenger RNA, 1562 nt
Organism: Rhizophagus irregularis DAOM 181602=DAOM 197198
Lineage: Eukaryota; Fungi; Glomeromycota; Glomeromycetes; Glomerales; Glomeraceae
Molecular function (GO): acid phosphatase activity; inositol phosphate phosphatase activity
Source: RefSeq, a predicted model, not a curated record